Molecule: messenger RNA, 2761 nt
Organism: Mastomys coucha (southern multimammate mouse)
Lineage: Eukaryota; Metazoa; Chordata; Mammalia; Rodentia; Muridae
Product: zinc finger protein 431-like
Exons: 6
Coding region: 346-2451 (701 amino acids)
Biological process (GO): regulation of transcription by RNA polymerase II; central nervous system development
Cellular component (GO): nucleus
Molecular function (GO): RNA polymerase II cis-regulatory region sequence-specific DNA binding; DNA-binding transcription factor activity, RNA polymerase II-specific
Source: RefSeq, a predicted model, not a curated record
GUCUUGAAUAUUUCUGCUUGAUGUGUUCUGUGUGCUGCUCCUGAGUGCGGGGAGUUCGGGCAAGCUCAGAAGUCCGAACAUGGUAUAUACUGAAGACCAGCUAAGACAUCUAGUCUCAUGGCUUGAACAACUAUUGGAAUCUUUUACUUUCCAUUGGUAGAUAGGCAGUUUUGGAUUCGUGGAACCACCGCCUACCCAUUGAAGAAGAUGUGCUGGUUAACAAUUGUGCUCCACAGUGUUUGCCAUGUGUUUCCUUCUUUGCUCUGAGGGUUGUCUCAUAAUUAUCAGGGUAUAGUGACCUAUGAUGAUGUGCAUGUGAACUUCACUCAGGAAGAGUGGGCUUUGAUGGAUCCUUCUCAGAAGAGUCUCUACGAAGAUGUGAUGCUGGAGACAUAUAGGAAUCUUAUAGCUAUAGGCUACAUUUGGGAAGAUGAUAAUAUUGAAGAACAUCUUCAAAGUUCUAGAAGAUAUGAAAGGCAUGAAAGAAGUCAUACUGGAGAUCAACCCUCUCAGUUUAUUCAGUGUGGGAAAGCCUUUGCAUUUCAGAGUCAUACCCAAAGACUUGAAAGAAUUUAUACUGGAGAGAAACCCUAUGAAGUUGUCCCACAUUUUGAAGACUUUGCAUAUCAUAGUAGUCUCCAAAUACAUAAAACAACAGUUGCUAGAGAGAACACGUAUGAGUGUAACCAAUGUGGUAGAAAAUUUGUAUCUCCCAGUUCUCUUCAAAGCCAUAAAAGGGUUCAUACAGGAGAGAAACCUCUUGAAUGUAAUCAUUGUGGUAAAGUCUUUACACAAACCAAUCCUCUCCUAAGACAUAAAAGAAUAUGUACUGGACAGAAACCUUAUGAGUGUAGCCAAUGUGGUAAACACUUUGCAUGUCAGAAAGGUUUGUUAUAUCACAAAAGAAAGCAUACAGGAGAGAAACCCUAUGAGUGUCAUCAGUGUAAUAAAGCCUUUAUAGUUCAUAGUCAUCUUCAAGUACAUAGAAGAACACAUACCGGAGAGAAACCUUUCAAAUGUAACCAAUGUGGUAAAGCCUUUGCAAGAAGCAGUCAUCUUCAAAUACAUAGAAGAACACAUACUGGAGAGAAACCUUUCAAAUGUAACCAAUGUGGUAAAGCCUUUACUACUAAUAGUUAUCUUCAAAUACAUAGAAGAACACAUACUGGAGAGAAACCUUUUGAAUGUAACCAAUGUGGUAAAGCCUUUGCAACAAACAUUUGCCUUCAACUACAUAGAAGAACACAUACUGGAGAGAAACCCUUUGAAUGUAACCAGUGUGGUAAAGCCUUCACAACAAAUAGUUAUCUUCAGAUACAUAGAAGAACACAUACUGGAGAGAAUCCUUUUGAAUGUAACCAAUGUGGUAAAGCGUUUGCAACAAACAGUUGCCUUCAAAUACAUAGAAGAACACAUACUGGAGAGAAACCUUUCAAAUGUAACGAAUGUGGUAAAGCCUUUGCACAAAACAAUCAUCUCCUAAGACAUAAAGGAAUACAUACUGGAGAGAAACCUUUUGAAUGUAACCAGUGUGCUAAAGCCUUUGCACAAAACAGUGAUCUUCAAAUACAUAGAAGAACACAUACUGGAGAGAAACCCUUUCAAUGUAACCAAUGUGGUAAAGCCUUUACGACAAACAGUGGCCUUCAACUACAUAGAAGAACACAUACUGGAGAGAAACCUUUCAAAUGUAACCAAUGUGGUAAAGCCUUUGCAACAAACAGACGUCUUCAAAUACAUAGAAGAACACAUACUGGAGAGAAACCUUUCGACUGUAACCAAUGUAGUAAAGCCUUUGCCACAAAUAGUGAUCUUCAAAAACAUAGAAGAACACAUACUGGAGAGAAACCUUUCGAAUGUAACCAAUGUGGUAAAGCCUUUGCACAAAACUGUCAGCUCCUAAGACAUAAAGGAAUGCAUACUGGAGAGAAACCUUUUGAAUGUAACCAGUGUGAUAAAACCUUUGCAACAAACAGUGGCCUUCAAGUACAUAAAAGAGCACAUACUGGAGAGAAACCUUUUGAAUGUAACCAGUGUGAUAAAACCUUUGCAACAAACAGUAGCCUUCAAAUACAUAGAAGAACACAUACUGGAGAGAAACCUUUUGACUGUAACCAAUGUGGUAAAGCCUUUGCAACAAACAGUGGCCUUCAAAAACAUAGGAGAACACAUACUGGAGAGAAACCUUUCAAAUGUAACCAAUGUAGUAAAGCCUUUGCACAAAAAUGUCAGCUCCUAUCACAUAAAAGAAUACAUACUGGAGAGAAACCUUUUGAAUGUAGCCAGUGUGAUAAAGCCUUUGCACAAAACAGUCAUCUUCAAAUUCAUAGAAGAGCACAUACUGGAGAGAAACCCUAUGACUGUCAUCAAUGUGGCAAAGCCUUUUCAAGUCGAUCUGGUCUCAUACAUCAUAACAGAACACAUAACACAGACAGGAGAGAAACCCCAUGAAUGCAAUCAAUGUUGUAAAGCCUUUUUUUGUCCUUGUCUUUAAUAGCUGCAUAGUAUUCCAUUGUAUAAAUGAAACAUUUUCUUUACCCACUCAUCUGUUGAAGGACAUCUGGAUGGUUUCCAGUUUCUGGUCUCACAAAUAAAGCUUCUAUGAACAGAAUAAAGCAGGUGUCAUGUGGUACGGUAGAACACAGGUUGGGUAUAUGCCCAGCAGUUGAAUGCUGUGUCAUGAAUAGAAUUAUUCCCAGUUUUCUGAGAAACUGCCAAAUUAAUAUCCAGAGAGGUUGUACAAGUUUUCACUUCUACCAGC